AUUAGUUUUUUUUUUCUGUUUGGAUGCCGAGAAAUCUAAUAACGAAACGAAUAAGGAAAAGAAAUGAGAACCUCAAUGUUGUGUGUUCUGUUUCGAUUGAUAAAUUAUAUGGAUUAGUUCAAUUAUCUGUUUUAUUUUAUAUUUAAAAACAUCGCAGGGAAAUGUUAGAGCUUAGAAACAAAUUCCUUUUUUCCCUUAGUAAUUAAAAAGAGGGUUUAAGAUUUUGAGAGAUUUGGAUUCUCGUGGAAGAUCUGAUUCUUAGGCAUCUCUGCUGUUUGGUCGCCUAUAAAUUCUGAAGGAAGAAGGCUCAAUUGAAGUAUAUGGAUAUCAUCUUAAAGGACUAAAAGAGAAGAAUGUAAAAUUUCAGAGUUGUUAGAUAUCACUUUGCACCACAUAUUACGUGGAAUGCUCGAUCAGCAUUUAUAUUACGUGGAAUGCUCGAUCAGCAUUUUCUGAGAGAAAAAAUUGAAUGAGUGAUCAUUUUGUUCAAAUUUAUUAAUGGUGGUAAUUAAAUUAACAAUUUUUUUAGGAUGACUGGUGAAGUAAUUUGCCCUUAAUUUGAAGUAUCCAAAUAAAAUUUAGAUAUACUUUUUUUCUUCCUUUCUUUUCUUCUAUUACCCAAAUCCAAACAUAGCACUAAAAAGAACUUAAUACUAGAGUUUAAAGAAACGGCAUUAAAUUUUUUCUUUUCGAAAAACAAAGCUCCCGUCUACGGACCCAAACCCUUCAAAGCAACAAAUCCGCCGUUGAAUUUCGAAGAGAUAGAGAUAGGAGCAGGGGUUGUCCAGCGAUCGGCACUGGUAUGGCUUGAAGAUUUGAACACUAGGUUCGAGAGAAUUGCAGUGGACUUCAGGUUUUGCAGUUGCAGGGCAUAGUAUAUGUUCAGGGUGGUCGAUCAUGUCUCUCUAUUCAUGGAAAAUGAAUGCACUGCAUUGUAAAGCCUAUUUGGGUUACAUGUCCAACUGAAGGAUUUCAAGUUGAGGAAGUUAGGGUUUCUAUUUGAGUGUAAAAUAUGGCUGGAAAUGCAGCAUCAAUCUUUUGGUUGGAAGAAUACAGUGGGAAGCCACUUACUCCUGUCGGUUCGAAAAGAAAGGCCAAAUCGAAGAAACUGGAGUUUAAUGGCUGGGGAUCUAAACCACUCAUUGAAUUUCUUGAAUCUAUUGGUAAAGACACCACCGAGAAGAUCUCUCAGCAUGAUGUUAGUGACAUUAUAGGCAAAUAUAUUAAUGACAAUAACCUUACUAACCCAGCAAAAAAGAAGAGAGUUCUUUGUGAUGAAAGGCUUUAUUCUAUUUUUGGAAGAAAAACAAUAAGCCGAAUCAAAGUCUAUGACUUGCUUGAGACACACUAUGCAGAAAACCAAGAUGCAUGGGAUGAUGACUUCUUUUUUAGCUCAGAAGAGGAGAAUCUUGGUGAAGAAAAAAAAUGUUUGAGAUUGGAGAAAAAAAAUUACCAGAAGAAAAGGGGUUUUGAAACACCAAAAAGCUGCUUUGCUGCAAUAAAACCAGAGAAUAUUAAACUAGUGUACUUGAAAAAGAGCUUAGUUCUGGAUCUUUCGAAAGAUUUUGGAAGCUUUGAAGCUAAAGUGGUAGAUAGCUUUGUGAGGAUCAAAUCAGAUCCAAAUAACUUCCUUCAGAAAAAUUCUCAUCAGCUUGUGCUAGUUAAAGGGAUGAAGGUCUCUGGGAAUAAUGAUGUAAAUGCAGACAUUCUCCUUCAGGUUUCAAAUUUUGUGAAAGAUGUUAGAAUUUCCAUGCUUUCAGAUGAUGAUUUCUCUCAGGAAGAAUGUGAAGAUUUGCAUCAGAGAAUGAAAAAGGGCUUGCUGAAGAGACCAACCAUUGCGGAACUUGAAGCAAAGGCUCGGGCUUUGCAUGAAGAUAUAACCAAGCAUUGGCUUGCAGCAGAACUUACGUUGUUACCAAAGCUAAUAGACCGUGCCAAUGAAAAGGGAUGGCGCAGAGAAAUGUUCGAGCACAUGGAAAGGAGACAACUGCUUCAGACUCCAGAGGAACAGUCACGACUGCUGUGUGAGGUUCCAAAUGUUAUUGCAGAGGAAGUAGAACCUGAAACUGUACUGCAAGAUGUUAAACAUGAAAAGGAUAGCUCACAGAUAUCAACUGUGAGGGAAACUUUGGAAAUUCCUAGCAAUCCAGCUUCAAAUGGAAAAUUGUCAACCUUGUUGCCCUUAAAACCAGGUAAUGUGGCCCAAUCUUCCCCGAUAAUUUUAAAAGACGAUAGAGUUCAUUGCCAUGAUGUUCAGGAGCAGCUAAUCCGCCCAAGAGACAACAAUGUCGAGAGUACACAGGUUGUCAAUGUACCAGAAGGAAAUGGUGCCAUAGUCAAACAUGACUUUUUAAAAGUAUUGGAUACCACUCAAGUGAUUGAUUUGAGUGAUGAUGAUAACGACGACAAUGAAAAACACGAGGAUUCAAACAAAACCGAGGCACAGGAUGAUGUGAGAAGCUUGAUAUGGCAUUAUCAAGACCCUCAGGGAGAUAUACAGGGUCCUUUCUCUCUCCUGUCGCUGAAAAAUUGGAUGGACCUCGACUACUUUCCAGACGAUUUUAAGGUCUGGAAGACGGGUCAAAACCGAAAUAAUGCUGUUUUGUUGGCUGACAUAGUUCGUCGAAUGUUUCAGAUUUAAGAUUUGUUGCAUAUUAUUGUAAAUGGAUAAGAAUAUCAGAUUGUUCUUGUAGCUGGCUGGCAUUUUGAAGAUAAAAAUGUGCCUUGCUAAAAUAAACAACAAUCCUUUCAAUAUCUGUUUAUAGAAUGUAUGCCAUUAUGGGGUUUUCUCCAUUGCCUUCA
Messenger RNA from Gossypium arboreum, 2802 nucleotides. RefSeq lists its product as uncharacterized. The transcript has 11 exons. Lineage: Eukaryota; Viridiplantae; Streptophyta; Magnoliopsida; Malvales; Malvaceae. Gene Ontology annotation, molecular function: DNA binding; protein binding. The coding region runs from base 1013 to 2641 and encodes 542 amino acids. The record is from RefSeq and is a predicted model, not a curated record.